AUGAGCAAGGAUGCAGGCCAGGGGGCGAGCUCGAGUGCGUGGUGCACAACGCUCCCGAACAAGGGCGAGGCGCGAGUGCAUGAUACGAAUGCGAGUGCCGAGUUCGAGCUUGAGUGCGGGGUGCGAGCGCUAGUGUACAGACUAGGUCAACAAGAAUUCUUACUUGAUACCUUGCACCAGCAUCCUUUGCGUCUUGACUUGUUGGAUAACCUUAAGAAGGUUAAUCUUAGCAUUGCUGAUACUUCUGCCUCUCUUGUUAGCUGGGUGAUUCAAAGAGCAAAGGUUAAAUGGCUUCAACAUGGUGAAGAGGAUUUGAAUUUCUUAUAUGGCAAGAUUAGAUGUAGACAGGGGAAGUCUAAAUCCUUAACUAAUCUUUUCUCUUGCAAUCCUACUCUUUCUAGAGAUGAUGUUAUUAAUUAUAUUGUGCAGUACUUUCAAACUCUUUCUAAUCCUUCUCCUAUUGCCCCGGGGAAGUAUGUUCUGCCUGUAGGUGAUUCUCUCUCUGACAACCUUGCAAAUUUGCUUAUUUCUCCUUUUCUGGAGGGGGAAAUCAAAACAGCUGUGAUGAAAGGUUCUUCUAAAUUAGCAUCAGGUCCUGAUGGCUUUAACUAUCAUUUCUACAAAACAGGUUGGCACAUUAUUGGUCCCCUUUUAUGUAAAGAGAUCAAUGCUUUCUUUUCUAAAGGGUAUCUUCCUAGUGGUAUUAAAGCCACUGCUCUCGUCAUUAUUCCUAAAUCUAGCAAUGCCACCACUAUCUCUGAUUAUAGUCCUAUCUCCCUUUGUAAUACUCUUUAUAAAAUUAUUGCUAAAGUGAUAGCUGCUAGACUUAAACCUUUGAUGCCUAUCAUUGUCAAAGAUACUCAAGCAGGUUUUGUGAAGUCUAGAAUUUCUACUGACAGUAUUUUACUUGCUAAGGAGAUUCUCUCUUUGGUUUCCAAGAAAGGUGCCCACAAUAUCUUCUGUGCCAAAAUUGAUAUCAAAAAAGCCUUUGAUUCUGUCUCCAGAGAAUUCUUGCUUGCUAGAUUGCACCAUAAAGGCUUUCCUAAUGAAUUUAUCAACCGGAUUAAAGCUUGUAUCUCUAAUAUUAACUUCUCUGUAGUUAUUGAUGGUGCUUUAGAAGGCUAUUUUACCUCCUCCGCGGGUCUUAGGCAGGGGUGUUCUUUGAGCCCUUAUCUUUUCUGUAUUGUUAUGGAUGCCCUCUCUAAUUUGCUGGAGGAAAGAGGAUUUAAAGGUUUCAAAGCUGAGAAUUUUCAUCUUUCUCACCUUUUGUAUGCGGAUGAUGUCCUUAUUUUUGGAGAAGCAACUGUGGCUAACUGUACUCUACUUUCCAAUAUUCUCAGUGAGUUUGGUGAUGCCUCUGGUCUCAAGGCUGCUCAAAUAAGCUUCAUAUGGUUUCUUGGGACAAUGAUGUACAACAGUUCUUCUUUGCUAGCUUCUUGGUUUAGCUCUAGAUACUUAUCCCCUUGGAAACCCCCACCUCCUUUAGCUAGCAAAUUCUGGGUCAGUAUUUGUAAUACUGCCUUGUUGGUUAAACAUAACUGCAGCUUUAAUGUCUCUUCUUCGGCCCCAAUUGCCUUGCAUUGGGAUCCCUGGAACACUUUAUCUAAAGUUCCUAUUGCUACUGAACCUAUUACCUGUAUCAUCUGGAAGGAUAAAUCCAAGGUUAAAUUUAAGGAUUUUAUGGAGGAAUUUUACAUUGGCUCACAGGACAGCCCUUGGGAAAAUCUUGUUUGGCAUAAAAAUUACAGUCUUAAGCAUUCUGUUUAUGUUUGGCUUGCUCUGGUGGGUGGUUUAAAAACUCAUGAUGCUUUAAGACUUCGUAAUAUCGUUGUCCCUGAGCUAUGUUCUCUGUGUAAUAAUCACCCUGAAUCUGUCAACCACCUUUUUUUCGAGUGUGAUUAUUCUUUUUCUGUGCUUGAAGCCCUCAUUCCUGCUUCUUCUGGGUUUCUGUUUAGACCCACUGUCCUCCAGUUUUUACAAUGGCUUGAUUCGGAAUACUUGGGUACUUCUCUGUACAAGAACUGCUUUAAAUUGGUGGUCUGCUGCACUCUUUAUUAUGUUUGGCGUGAACGUAAUAGCAGGAGAUUUGGGAAUGAUUUUCAUAGUAUUAAUACCCUUAUUGCUUCUAUUAAAAGGGUUAUUAAUAUAAAACUGGGGAAGUGGAAAAAUAGAGACUUGCUUUUGGGGCAUAUCUGA
Molecule: messenger RNA, 2196 nt
Organism: Dendrobium catenatum
Lineage: Eukaryota; Viridiplantae; Streptophyta; Magnoliopsida; Asparagales; Orchidaceae
Exons: 5
Coding region: 1-2196 (731 amino acids)
Source: RefSeq, a predicted model, not a curated record